Molecule: messenger RNA, 4354 nt
Organism: Melozone crissalis (California towhee)
Lineage: Eukaryota; Metazoa; Chordata; Aves; Passeriformes; Passerellidae
Gene: TSPAN4
Product: tetraspanin 4
Exons: 7
Coding region: 352-1338 (328 amino acids)
Cellular component (GO): membrane
Source: RefSeq, a predicted model, not a curated record
UCCUUUUUUUGAAAUUCUUUGCUCUGGGUACAGUAGAUCUCUGUCUGAUUUUUCCUUCCCUGGUAGCGGGGUGGCCCGGGAGGGACGAUCGUGACAGUGACGGGAAUGUUUACUUGUGCAGAAGUCUUUCUCAUGUGGAAGCACGCUGCUCCCUAACUUCUGGCUAAGCAGACUUCAGUUCACCAACUUUGCUGCCGCACAGCACGCGUAACUCCUUGGCAGGAUGGCAGAGGAAAGAACAGCUGGUGCAAAGCAAUAGGGGAUUCUUAGCGAGGAGAAGGAAGGAAGGAAGAUCACCAACCUUUCACCCACGGCUGUCAGAGCAGCAGGAACGGGACAGCUGAAGCCACCAUGCGCAGGUCCAGCACCGAUGAGUCCACCUAUCACAGGAGCCCUUCCCUGGACAGCAAGGAUUACAGUUUCCCAAAUGGCGCCUUCCGUCGAUACAGCAGCAUGUAUGGUGGCCAGUUUGGGGCUGCCAGCAACUCUUUUUUUGGAUUUCAUACCAACCCUGGCCCGAAGGCCACCAAGGCUAAGUACACGACCCCCAAGGGAAACAAGUACGUUGUCUUUUACCUGGAUCUCUCAUUUAUUUUUCUCCUAGAACUGAAGAGGUGCAGCAUGGCUCACAACUGCCUGCAGUGUAUCAAGUACCUAAUGUUUGUUUUCAACCUUCUCUUCUGGUUGGGAGGCUGUGGAAUCCUUGGUGUAGGCAUCUGGCUGGCUGUCACCCAAGGGAACUUUGCCACCCUCUCCUCUUCUUUCCCAUCCCUGUCAGCUGCCAACCUGCUGAUCGUCACAGGGACGUUUGUCAUGAUCAUUGGCUUCGUGGGCUGCAUAGGUGCCAUCAAAGAAAACAAGUGCCUCCUGCUGAGUUUUUUUAUCAUGCUGUUAAUUAUAUUUCUGUUGGAGCUCACUGUUGUGAUUCUGUUUUUCGUCUACACCGACAAGAUUGACAAGUAUGCUCAACGGGAUCUGAAGAAAGGACUUCACUUGUAUGGGACAGAUGGAAAUAUUGGCCUCACUAAUGCAUGGAGCAUCAUCCAAACAGAUUUCAGAUGCUGCGGAGUCUCCAACUACACGGACUGGUUUGAAGUGUACAACACAACCCGGGUGCCAGACUCCUGCUGCUUAGAAUUCAGUGAGAACUGUGGGCUCCAUUCCCCAGGGACCUGGUGGAAAGCGCCUUGCUAUGAAACUGUGAAAGUAUGGCUCCAGGAAAACCUACUGGCAGUGGGAAUCUUUGGAUUGUGCACAGCUAUGGUGCAGAUUCUCGGACUCACCUUUGCAAUGACCAUGUAUUGUCAGGUAGUCAAGGCAGACACCUACUGUGCAUAGAUACCAUUCCCAAUCUUUCUGCUUCUCCUCCAAAGGACACAGGAGAAAUCUCCUUCAUGCUCAUUCAUCUGACCUUUCCCCACCCCCCUUUGUACUAUAAACUGUGUAUAAUGCUAUCUUUCUGAAGAUUUUGUGAAUCACCCCACUUUACUGAAGGAGGAAGAAAAGAAAAAGUCAGUACUUGAACUGGCACAGGUAAGAAGCAGCCUUGUCUUUAAGCAGAGGAAAACCAAAAAAGCAAUGGUUCCUUUUCCAUGGCCUGUGGCAAGGCAAGAGAGGCUGCUUACAAGGGGCUGACUGCAAACCCAUGUUAAGAAAAGAUGGCACUGAGGCAACCUCUGUAAAAGCUGCCAGGCUGCCUUCCUGCAUUUCCCAGUCUGGAAGAGAGGACGUAGAAAACAAAUGUUCUUCAGCAAGAAGGUACAGAGUAGCUAGGACUGAAUGCAAUUGUAAUUUUACUACAGUUUGCACACAGCUAAAAUGUCAAGAUCAAGCAGCCCUGCCUCCAAGUGUCUCAAGAUGAUUUUGUAGCCAGGAGAGGAUCAUCUUCAGAAGUGCAUUGUUUUAAAGGAGUAUUUUUAAUCUUCUGUGCCGCAGAGUCAGGCUUUUAAUCAGAAUCUGUACAGCGAGAUCCUGGCUGUUAAUGGAAAACAAUAUUGGACAUUGCCUCACUUCCUAAUUGCCAGUGGCAUAUAGAUGGUUGACUGCAUAUGUUAUAUAUAUUACAUUCAUAAACACAUACUUUUCUGAAAGGAGGUGAAAAUACCCAGCAUCUAACCUCAGAAAGAGGAAACCUUUCUAUCCUAUUUUACAUUCCAACUGAAAUAACCAAGUAUUAUUUCUUGUACAAGGCACUAUCACUUAUACCUCUGGGAAACAAGUAAUUACUUUCAGCUGUAUCUUCAUUUCAGUAAACAACUUGUGAGUGGGCUCUCUCUGUCAGUCUACUAUGGUUUUAUUUAUCAUCCCUGUUUCAAGUAAGUCUGCCAAAAAAUAUCACUCAUUUCCAUGCUUGAAGAUGUGUACAAAGCUGUCAGCUGUUCCUUCCCUGAAUGUCACCAUUUCAUUAAUUUACUUUGGGAUAAAAUCAUCUGCAGGUAUGAUAGUGUUCGCCUUGCUGAGGAAAAAUCUUUUGCACAUUGCUCAUUUUUCUGAGAGUUAUUAAGACUUCAGAUGCUUUUAUGCUUACCUUUUUUUUUCCUCCCAGCUGCACGCUGACAACAGCCAAGAUACAUCAGUCUCUGUUAGAACUGGAGGCACUUCUCAGUGUUCUUUUUCAGAUGCAUUUUUCUUCACCUAGCUGCUGGUUAGAAUAUAAUCCACACUUUCUAGAAUAUCAUGGAAUUACAGAAAUAUGCAGAAAUCAAAACCAUUACUUUCCUUAACUAGGGAACAGCCACUCAUUGAUAACUGAAGUAAUUGAUGUAGUACCCUCCUAUGCACAUCUUCUGGUGAUGAGGUUAAAAAUCAGAUGUGUCCUAUUGUUCAAACAAAUAAUUCCCUGCCAGCAAACAGCUCCAGGUAGUGCAUAUGUGCCAGGGAGAAGCUGAAGCACCCCAGGGAAAGGCCACAGCAGGGAACAGGCAAACAGAGCAAUGCAGAUGGCCCUCUCCCUUCAGCCAGCAUUUGUGGAGCUCUCAGCCACUGUCACUUAGAGCAGAAAGGUGACUAUGGAGCUGUGUUUUCCCAGGAAGCUGAGUGCAGCCAUUCCUGCAGACUGGAAGCAUGCAGCAAGCUCACAGGGAAAGUUACCUUGCUUACAACAGCAGGUCUCAGCUCUGAGUGACAUUUUGCAUGCUUUGAUUUAAAGACAAUUUCCAGCACAAAACUGCACUUGCCAACACACAGCCUAUUGAACAAUCUCCUUUACACCCAUAACUAACCCUUUUCUGGACCUGCAUUAUUUGACAGAUUCACUCUCACUCAUCAGAUUUGGGAGAUUUUUUUGUCUCUGCUGAUUUCCUGCAGUCUUCUCACUCUCAGGCAUGAGCUACUCCAUAUUUUCUGGGAAAUUGCUUAGGACAGUCUGGUGUUUAAAAGAGCAAUUAUUUUCCAAAAUUUUACCCCCAUGGGGCAUUUAGCUGUGCAGGCUAAGGUAAAAGUAAUGUAAUAAUUCUGUGCAUUUUUUGUGGCUUCCCCAUCACUAUCACAGCAACCUCCCCACCACUAAAGGAUUUUACUGUCAUGCAAACAAGCCCCAACCGACCCAAGCUGAGCAAGUAGUCCACACACAAGUGCCCUGUGCUCCAAAGCAAGAGGCUCACUGGUGUUGCAGUCAUCACAGUAUCCCUGCUCUCUGCUUCUUGAGCCCAGGCUCACCUGCACACUGUCCUGCUCUCCAAAAGAUGGUGUAAGUUUGUUCCUUCCCUCUCUCUACUCUGUUCUUUUCUUAACCUGCACAGAUACAAUUCCAGGUUAGCUGUGCCAUUAGUUCUUGCCUUGGUUUAUAGUUUGUACACAGGGGUGCUUCUGCUGACAACUCAGAGUUUCUACCACUGAAAAGCAGCAUGACACAGUGAUGAAAACAUCCAUAAAACAUUGAUUUUUUUUUUUGAGACAGAUAAAAGGUAGACAAGUCUAUUUGUAGUGAUCCCUGCCAUUAAAAAUUAACACAGAGACAGCAGGCUGUUGAUGGUUCAGCUGAUGGGAGCAAACCAUUGUGCAGAACCCCCACAGAGAGCAACUCUUAUCAAUUUGCUUGGUGGUGGUGUAGAGAAAAGAGAGAUCACAGACCCUUCUCCUGUGAGUCUCACAGUAAUAUGUGCUGAGCUCUUAGAGAAUGCCUCUAGACUUCAGCUAAAGCUUCAGUGGAAACAAAAUAUGAGAAGCAGACUGGAGACAAGUCACAUUUUGUGGUUUCCUCUAAUCAUUUUCCACAGUUUAGGUGUCUUUACAAGAUAAACUUUUUUGGUUUUAAAAAACAAGUACCUAAAGGGAGUAUAAGCAACCCUCACGUUGUAAAUCCCAGUCACUGCAACAAAAACAUACAGUUAAGGGAAAAAAACCAAAACAGAAC